Molecule: messenger RNA, 3648 nt
Organism: Struthio camelus australis
Lineage: Eukaryota; Metazoa; Chordata; Aves; Struthioniformes; Struthionidae
Product: KIAA2013 ortholog
Source: RefSeq, a predicted model, not a curated record
CUCAUGGUGGUGGCCGCCAAGAAGCUGGUGAGCCGCGUGCAGGUGGCGCCCAAGUCUCACUUCGACGAAACCAUGCUCUCCGUGGUGUACACCUCGGAGCCCAUCGAGGUCUCCAGGCUGGAGGAGACCUUCAGCAAGCUGAGGGAGUCGGCAAAGAAGGAGAUGCUGGAGGUGAUGCAGAUGGGGGUGGAAGAUCUCUUCCAGGAGCACCAACAGACCUGGUCGGAUUUGUUCAUUUCAGGUAUCGAAAUGAGAAAGAUCACAGAUUUACAUACACCUUCCAGCGAGACUGUUAAUAUGACCCUCUACUAUGUAUUGUCGAGCAUGCCAGCUCCUUUGCUAGAUCCACUCAUUAGUGGCGAGGACAGAGAAAAAAUGGAAGCCAGCUUGAACUAUGCGGACCACUGCUUCAGUGGCCAUGCAACCAUGCACGCAGAGAACCUGUGGCCAGCAAGGCUGACCAGCGUCCCCCAGAUCUUGCAGCUCUCAGACUUGUGGAAGCUAACUCUCCAGAAACGGGGAUGUAAGGGUCUCGUGGCAGCUGGGGUCCAUGGACUCAUGCAGGGAAUGGUGCUUAGCUUCGGGGGCCUGCAGUUCACAGAAAACCAUCUUCAGUUUCAGGCUGACCCUGAUGUACUUCAUAACAGCUAUUCCUUACGUGGGAUUCAUUACAAUAAGGACUUGAUUAACCUGGCUGUUCUGCUGGAUGCAGAAGGAAAGCCCUUCUUGCAUGUGUCUGUGAAAUUCCAAGACAAGCCAGUUAGACUGUAUGCGUGCGAGGCAGGCUGUAUGAAUGAGCCUGUGGAGCUGACCUCUGAGGCACGAGGUCAUACCUUCCCUGUCAUGGUGACUCAACCCAUCACACCACUGCUUUACAUAUCGACAGAUUUGAUCCACUUGCAGGACCUGAGACACACACUCCAUCUAAAAGCUAUUCUGGCUCAUGAGGAACACAUGGCCAAGCAAUACCCAGGCCUACCCUUCCUCUUCUGGUUCAGCGUGGCCUCCUUAAUCACACUGUUUCACCUGUUUCUGUUCAAACUCAUCUACAAUGAAUAUUGUGGGCCAGGAGCCAAGCCGCUCUUCAGGAGUAAGGUAUAAGGCUGCUGCUUUUGGCUGCUCUCCGCUGUCAUCAACCUGAUUUUCUGUCCACUGUGCCUAGGGAGGUUCUCUCUCUGCCUGUGAGGAUUUUCAGUCUCUUGCAACAAGUGAUCCGUGACCUCUUCUUGCAAGAAGCAGGAUUAGGGCACGGCUUGGAGUGGUAGGGAUCACACAAACAUUAAAAAAAGAUAAAUCCAUUGUCAGUCCUUCUUAAACAUUGAGAAGGUUGCAGUUUAAGGCAGACACAGCUUUUCUGUCCUUUUUUUUCAUUCAGUGGUGUAGAACAUUGCUUGUAUUUAAGAGAACAGCUGCAGCCCUGACAGAGGAUGCUGUUUCUUGUUAUGCAGUAAAGGAAUGCUUGUGACAGGGUUUCUGUACUUGUCUUGACUACUGUGUGGGAGAUGUACACGCUUCUCUGCCUUGUCUGAGUGUGUGAUGUGUCAUACGAGAACAACAAAUGCUAGCUAGUGUUCUUAGGCAAGUCAAGGCACUGACUUGUUGGGUCUGGGGUAAAUGUUCAUAGGCACAUAGACGCUGUUCAGUCCUCCAUCAUACCACAUUUACCAGCAUCAACUUGGAAAACGGCUGAGUUAGUGUUUCUGAAAUAAAUACAAAAUACAUAGCUGCUCUAAGAAAAAGGCUGAGUUUUUUACUGUGAGUUGGAGGUUCAGAUUUCAAGCUGUACUGCAUCUCACUUCUGCAUGAGGGAGUUGGAAAUCUUGUUUGAAUUGCCUUAGAAUUAAUGUCUGAGGACGGGAGGGGAUAUGGCAGAAAGAAGAACAAUGGUAAAAGCUUAGUGCAGAACAGAUACUAGACAGUGGAUUCUGCUCCUAGUACUGGUACUUUCUGGUUGCAUGUUGAUGCUAUGGAGGGGAAAUGAAAAAUUAGACUGGAUUUGCUGUGUGAGCUAGCUCUGUUGUUCGGAGGCAGCUCUCCUUAGGGUCAGAUGGAGUUAAAGGUGGCUUGUCUAAUUUUUUUUUUCUUUUUUUAACAAAAAUUAGGAAGCAGUUAAAUAGAGCUGUCAGAGGAAAAGCUCUGGCUUUAAAUUGUCCCGUUUUCCCGAACUGUAAUAGAAAAGUAAAUGUUGAAUAGCUAAGGCUGGACAAAAGGUACUGGACUAGAUUUGAUAUUCAGUAUGCGUGGGGUGUCGUUAAGAUGAGCUGGCAAUGGUCUUGUCAGCUCGCUGGCUUUGCAGUGUUGAGCACUGGAGUUCAGGCCUGAUCCCAAGUGGGUCUGAAUACGUGUCAUCCUUUGAAAGAAUGAGUUGAAGAUGCUUGUGGCUAGACAGACAAACCUAGGAAGAGGUAGGAUAGAUAAUGCAUAUCAAAGAAAUCUGCAAAGAAAUAAGCCUAUGAUCAUGAUCAAAACAUUAAUGCAAAAGGAGGAAGUGGUCAGAAAGUAAUUUGAAUUAUUGUUUAUACAGCUGUGUCCUGAAAUUCUAAAGCUGUUGCAUCCUUUUUUCAUUGCUGUUUAUUUGGUUGCCUUUGUCAUCUAUGAGACUUGCCUUCUGCCUUUUACAAAAAGACUUGUUAACCAUGAUUACAGGUAGCUGUCCCUGACACUAUUCACUGAAUUGCUGAGAAGCUUCACAGCUACAGGCCAGGGCUGACUUAGUAGCUCUUCAUUCUUGGCACUGCAAAAAGUCUUGCAGUGUGUAACAAACAAGUGUGUUUCCUGGUCUUAACUGGACCUGCUUAAAACGAAGAUGGUGCAGAACUUGAUUCGAGAAACAGGGAGGAAGUGGAAGCUAGUUGAAGCUCACAAUCUCUGUAGCAGUAAGCAAAAUUAACCGUGUUGAAAUAACACCUUGUUUUAUUAAUUGGAUGGGAGUAUCCCAGUGUCUGACUGAACUUAACAGUCCUGCUUUCAGCCUCCAUUUGCACAAGACGUCUGACAAUUCCGCAGCUGAGAACAAGGACCUUUUGAAAGCAACAAUCCUUUUGUGCCUUGUUAAGAGAGGAAUCCGUGACUUGGAACACGUGGUUAUUCAAGAGUUUAUCCUUGGAGCUUGUGUAACGGACAUGUUUCUUUUUCCUUGUAAGCUGUUCAGUCCCCUGAGAAUAAUCCAUGUGUGAAAAAUACUUGAAAAUACACCGAGUCCUUUGAUAUUUUGAUUCUUUUUUAAUUUUACAGGAAAAUAAAGAAUGAUGAUUCCUUUCAGAGAGUUAACUUAACUAGAAAACUUAGUAUAACCUCCUUUCUGGGAUACGUUUCUUAAUUUAUUGCUUGGGGAGUGGGGGGAGGGAAAGGAUGUUAAUAAUUUUGCCUCCGCUUCAGUAACAAGGCCGUCAAUUGAACUGUAGAUAUCUAAGUGAUGGUAACAGGUUUUUCAGCAUUUAUCAUUGCAGGAUGCAAAAUCAGUUUAACUGCUUCCGGAUUUACCCUUGGAAAUGCUGAUCUGUGAGUUUUCUAUUCUGAGCAUACUGAGACUUUGUGCAUUGAUUUGUUUUGGCUGUUGGGGGAGACAUCUCACUUCCUAGUGAUUUAAAGAUUGUUUGGUUUUAAAAUACCAAAGCUGUUGUUUCUAAAUAAAUACCUUUCAGUCUA